AUAAUAACAGAGUAGUAGAAGGUUCAUGGCUGGCGGACGAACGGGUGGCCGCUCGUGCUUCGCUCCUCGAACCCGUUCAAACCUGGCUGUAGAUUCCAUUCCGCACGUAUCGUUGUCGUGCGGUGAGAAAAGAAACAAAGCAACAUACAGAAUCCAGCGGACAUUUAACGACGCGUUCGCGCCGUGUGUGUAAGUGUGUAUACGUGUUCCAUUACCGCAAAGUGGUGCGCUGACGGCUCGAUAACUCUCGCAGGAAACAAGUUGCGUGAGAUUUUCUCGAAAUCUACCUCUCGAAAUCAGGUACUGAGAAGAGCUUCGGUAUUCGAUUGAUAUUUUAAAUCGAAACCGCGAUCAAGCACGCGAGUGCUGUUUUUUGAUCGACGAAAACAACGUCACCAAGAAACGAGUCGAAACGAAAUCGCGUGAAUUCGUGCGGAACUGCAACUACCUCGAAAUAGGGAGAUAAGGGCAGGCAAUAAAUGAGAGAAAUUAACGAACAUUAGACUGACAUUUAAUUCGAAAGCGGGAGUGCGCGGAGAUAUUAUCUCCCUGUCAAGGCGAAUCCGUCGCUCGCUCUCUCCCAGUGUUCCGAUUCUUCUCUUUCUCUCCGCUGCGUGCGUUACCUCAUCGCGGCAGAGUCGGCUACGUGUAACGAGUGUGUGCGCGCGUUGUGCAACUCGCCGUGCCGCUGGAUUCCCGUGAGGAGAGAGCGCGAGAUUCGGACAGGCACCGUGCGUUCGAUCCGGCUCGGGAGCAAAACAAUGCGCUGCUGGUGUAACGCGUAGCUUGUGUGUGUAUCUGCGCGCGCGCGCGCGUGUAUGUGUGCAUUGCAGCUGCCGUGACGGCGCGCUAGUGUGCGUUUGUUUAUGCGCGUAGAUUAGCCGCACGCUCGUACUCGCGCGGCGUUCAUUCAAUAGCCAGCCAGCCGCGCGACUUCUUGUCUCCUGUCGUCGAUUUUCGCUUCGAAAGCAAGCGCGAGCAGCGAGGAUAUAUUGCCCGCGGGCCCGCGCGUAUUUACUGAGUGAAUCACGCGCGUCCCGUCUGAUUACGCACGGACGCGCCUGGCCGGAUACGGUGUAUAUAUACACUGCGCGCGAGUAUUAUUGUUGACGUGUCCGCGCGCCGCGACAUCGAACGAGCCGUACAGCCGUGAGAGAGAGAGAGAGAGAGAGAGAGAGAGCGAUUUGCGGUUAAUUAUCGGAGAACGACUGUGGAGUACAUAAACCUUCCAUCGUGGGAAAAAGAAGAGCGAAGUCGACUUUUUCUCGCAUAGAAGAACGACUUUCCGUGAACGACAAUAUUUCCUGAAAGAAUCGUGCACAGAGUGUUUUCUUUCUCCCUCCAUCUUCAUCCUGUUGUGUUGUUACUGAAGAACAUCGACCUAGAGUAAACAGUCGCUCGCAAGAGCGAGAGAGAGACAGCAGCAUUGAAAACUAGACGGAGAAAGGAAAACAAAUACAAAGGCUUGGGUGAAACGGCCGGAUCCCACUAACCGCUCGAAUCGGUCCACUACCUUAGUCGGACGACAGCGACGAGCUGCAAAUAUUCGUGAAUAUUUUUGAAAACUGUUGAAUUCGCAAAUCACAAAGAUGCCGAGCGCCGAGGAGACGACGUAUCUGAUCGGCGUGAUGCCGGACGGCGCGGCGCAAGCCGACGCGUUCCUGACGCGCGACGUCGACCUGCUGGUGUCGCAAAUCAAGGAGAACCUGCGGCUGUCCAGCCUGAAGGCCAAGUCCAGCGUGAGCCACAAGAACAGCCGGCCGUCGCCGUAUCGGGUGCCGGCGCGUUCCUGGGCCGACCCGGCGGCCGGCUGCGAGGUCUGCGGUUUGCGAUCCAGCGGCCAGCAGCCUCAGCAGCAGCAGCAUCACAUGUCCACGGGACAUCAUCAUCAUCACCACCACCAUCACCAUCAUCACUAUCACAACCAUUUGAAGAGGAGCGAAAGAAAUAGAGUGGACGACGAUCCGUACGAGGUGCUGCAAGAGCUGCUGCGCGAAGGCGGUCUCAUCAAAGAAGCGGUUAAAAGGCUACAGGCGAACCUCGACGAGCUUUCCAGCUCGGAGGUGGACGAGGAUGAAGAGGUGGAUGACGAGGACGAUGAGCAGCGAUCGAACGGUGGCUACCGUAGGAAGCCGUAUUUCUACGAUUCCGAGGACGAGCCGUUGCCGCCGAUGUACGAUCCUUUGGAGCUGUGAGGGACGAAAAUUUCUUUGAGCGUCGCUGGGUAUUUUGUUCUGUCCCUUUCUGCGACCAGGUUCGAGAACGAAAGAGCUUUGUCUCGAAAAAUAGAUCAGCGGGGAAUCCUCUCGAAGGGUAGAAGAGGAUUGCCCUGCGGAAACAUCAUUCUUCUCGGAAGAUCGCGUGGGAGUCGACGACGACAAUAUGCGCGUGUGGUAGUGGAGCAGUGCGUUCACGCCCACAGACACAAUUAGGCGAGAACUCGCCUUACAUGGCCGUGUUUGUAAAUACGCUGCGUUGUCGGCGUUGCGCGCUAGCUCGCUUCGUAAUGGCCAGAGAUCGCCGUCGCCGCUGUAUCGACGCUCACGGGCCUACGUGGAAGACUUAUGGCCGCCGCCGACGCGGUCCACUCGACUUGCUUCAGCGUUCGCGAAAGCGUACGAAAGAUGUUCCUUUCCCGUGUAGCGUUACUGUGUUCUGUUUCACUACUGUGUCAAUAAUUUUCUCGUCGGUAUCAUAUAACAUCGGAUUGAUGUUUGAUUCCGGUUUGUAUCGUUGAUUAAAAUAUACACACGAGAGAUUUGUUCGCGUCGCAACCAAUCUAUAGUAUACGUAAUGUAAUACUAUAGAUUGGAGUAUAUUGGAGCGAGUAAAAGCAUGUUGAGGCAUGUGACGCGAACAAACCUAAGAUGUUCCUUUUCCAGAGCGCUGCUCUGUAUUGGUGAUAUUCAUCGAUAUUAUAACAAUGAUCAAAUUAUCAGGCGAAAUAACAAAUGGUAAUGAAUUGAUACAGUAUCUUUAAUUUCUCAAAACACAAAACAAUUUCAUAAUUUCACAAAUUGAGAAAUUAUUAAUAAUCGUAACUGAAGUCUUAUGAAAUUGUUUUGUGUGUGUUUUGAGAAAUCAAAGAUAUUGUAUCAAUUCAUUACCAUUUGUUAUUUCGCCUGAUAAUUUGAUCAUUGUUAUAAUAUCGAUGAAUAUCACAAUAUCGAGUACCUCUGCAGCUGAUUCAUCACAAAAUUCUUGAUUAAAGUUCCAAAUAUCAAACCGAAUAAAUUGCCUUUAAUAAAUAUGGAGAGAAAUUAAAAGUACACAGCAUCAUAUAAUUUUUAAAUGCAUUCUUAGUAGGUUUUUUUCGAUGGUAUUUGUUUUGUAGCAAAAUUGCUAUUUUUUUUUGCACUUAGAUAAGAAAGACUGAAAAAUCUUAAAAAUAAUAAUGGUAAUUUUUUUUUGC
Linepithema humile (Argentine ant) is the source of this 3412-nucleotide messenger RNA. Its product is annotated as GSK-3-binding protein-like. The record is from RefSeq and is a predicted model, not a curated record. Gene Ontology annotation, cellular component: cytoplasm. Lineage: Eukaryota; Metazoa; Arthropoda; Insecta; Hymenoptera; Formicidae.